AUGCCGAGAACCUUGACCGCCAAAAUCGGACCUUCGAUCUUAAAUGCGGAUUUAUCGAGACUUUCGGAAGAGUCUCAGCGAUUGUUGGACUGUGGAGCAGAUUUUUUACAUUUAGAUGUUAUGGAUGGACACUUUGUUCCUAACCUCACAUUCGGACACCCAUUGGUCAAAUGUCUUCGAAAUAAAAUUAAAAAUGCAUUCUUUGAAACGCACAUGAUGGUGUCGAACCCUGAUCAGUGGAUCGAACCUAUGGCAGAUGCAGGCGUGAAUCAGUAUACGUUUCACGUCGAGCCUGUCGAAGAUGUUCCCGCGGUAUGCAGAAAAGUACAAGAAGCUGGUAUGAAGGUGGGAGUUGCACUAAAACCUGGAACACCUGUGGAUGUAGUUGCAAAUUACAUAGAUUUAACAGACAUGGUUCUUGUGAUGACAGUGGAACCAGGUUUCGGUGGACAAAAGUUUAUGGGCUCGAUGAUGGAAAAAGUUCUUUGGUUAAGGAAAAAUUAUCCUACAUUAGAUAUUGAGGUAGAUGGAGGUGUUGGCCCGAAUACUAUUCAGGAUUGUGCAAAAGCUGGUGCAAAUAUGAUAGUAUCCGGAACUGCGGUUAUCGGAGCAAGUAAUCCCGAGAAAGUUAUAUCAAGUUUAAGAAAUACAAUAAAUUGCGCUCUUGAAAAGAUAUAGUAAAAAAUACUAUAGGAUAAUAAAAGAUAUAAUUUGCACUUUUUAAAAA
Orussus abietinus is the source of this 727-nucleotide messenger RNA. RefSeq names its product ribulose-phosphate 3-epimerase (gene Rpe). Gene Ontology annotation, biological process: pentose-phosphate shunt, non-oxidative branch; pentose-phosphate shunt; carbohydrate metabolic process. The transcript is spliced from 4 exons. Gene Ontology annotation, molecular function: metal ion binding; D-ribulose-phosphate 3-epimerase activity. The coding region runs from base 1 to 678 and encodes 225 amino acids. The record is from RefSeq and is a predicted model, not a curated record. Lineage: Eukaryota; Metazoa; Arthropoda; Insecta; Hymenoptera; Orussidae. Gene Ontology annotation, cellular component: cytosol.